AUAUAUAUAUAUAUAUAUAUAUAUAAAAGUGAUAUAUAUAUUUUUCUUCUUCAUUUGUUUAUGUCUGGACUGGAAUGAGGCGCCGGGGUUGUGUUGGUGGAGCGGCAGAGUGGGAGGCUCCCCCAGAAUGAGACGGAGGAAGGAGGGCUGCAGUGAGCUGCUGAAAAUGUGCCAGCUCCACCAGCUAUGAAGGAUUCUCUUAAUUUUCGCCUUUUCCUUCUUUUCACUCCCCAGGACUGAUUCCCCCUUUUCUUUUUUUACCCCCCUCUCUACGACAUGUACUAUUUUAUUUGGAGUUCCUACUGAAGGUUUGCGCCAACCCAGUGCGUCAUGGUCUCCGUUUUGACACCAAAUAUAGCUGGUGCGCCUUUUUUCCCGUGUGCGUGAACGUGUGUGCAUGUGUCUGUGUGUGUAUGAGCGCUCCUGCUUCCUUUUUCUUCCCCUCUCCAGUCUUGUGGGAAUCCGCUCCCUCCCCCCGUUUUUGCGCCCGAUGCUCAGGCUGCGAAGUUCAACACUGAAUCCAUAUUUUUGACUGUAAACAUGCUGAGCGGCGUCCUGUUCCUGAGCGUCCUCACCGUCACCAGCCUGACACUGUCCGAAACACAAAGCCGCAAAACUUCAGCCCUCAAAGACAUCUGCAAGACGCGUUGCGACUGUGAGGAGCGGGAGAACGUUCUUAACAUCAACUGUGAGAAUAAGGGAUUUACCACUGUCAGCCAGUUGCAGGCGCCUCCGAAUAAAGUCUCACAGCUUUUUCUGAACGCAAACUUCCUGUCAAGGCUCAGUGCCAAUGAGUUUGUCAGUUAUGGCAAUGUCACCUCUCUACAUCUGGGAAAUAAUGGCUUACAGGAGAUUCAAACGGGGGCUUUCAAUGGUCUCCGGUUCCUCAAGCGGCUCCACCUGAACAACAACAACCUGGAAGUGAUUAAAGAGGACACGUUUGCAGGACUGGAGAGUUUGGAAUAUUUACAGGCAGACUAUAAUUACAUCAGCACUAUAGAGCCUGGUGCUUUCAGCAAGCUGAACAAGCUCAAAGUGCUGAUCCUCAAUGACAACCUGCUGUUGGCUCUGCCUCCCAACAUCUUCCGUUUUGUGCUGCUCACCCAUCUGGAUUUACGUGGCAAUCGGCUGAAGAUGCUGCCAUUUGCUGGCGUGCUGGAGCACAUCGGCGGCAUCAUGGAGAUCCAGCUGGAGGAGAACCCAUGGAACUGCACCUGCGACCUGAUCCCCCUCAAGUCCUGGCUGGACACCAUCUCCGUCUUCGUGGGGGACAUUGUGUGUGAGACGCCGUUCCGGCUGCACGGGAAGGACAUCACUCAGCUCAUAAAGCAGGACUUGUGUCCUCGCAGGAAUGCUGGGGAACGGGCUCAGUCCGCCUCCGACUCUCACUUCCAAGGGGCCCCACACCCGACCUACCACGCAGGUGUCAUCACCCCCACUCGCUCUCCAAAAGCGUCCCGGCCCCCAAAGAUGCGCUACAGACCCACUCCUCGCCUCUCCAAAGACAAGCAUGUCUUUGGACCCAUAAUGGUGUACCAAACUCGCUCUCCUGUCCCCAUGCUGUGUCCCAGCGUGUGUGUUUGUACGUCGCAAAACCCCGACAGCGGCCUGAACAUCAACUGUCAAGAACGGAAACUGCAGAACAUCAGCGAACUGAACCCCAAACCCACAUACCCCAGGAAGCUCCACCUCACAGGGAAUUACCUGCAGAUGAUCUACAGAACGGAUCUGACGGAAUACAGCUCCCUGGAGCUGCUCCAUCUGGGGAAUAACAGGAUUGCAGUGAUUCAGGAAGGCGCAUUUGAGAACUUGACAAAUCUCAGGCGCCUCUACCUUAAUGGGAAUUACAUUGAGUCGCUCUCUCAGUCCCUGUUUGCUGGUCUGCAGUCUCUGCAGUACCUGUAUCUGGAAUACAACAUCAUAAAAGAGAUUCUACCACAGACAUUCAACUCUCUGCACAACCUCCAGCUGCUUUUCCUCAACAAUAAUCUGCUAAGAUCACUUCCUGACAAUGUUUUUGGGGGAACCAUGCUGACCCGACUCAACCUGAGGAACAAUCAUUUCUCCUACCUCCCGGUUCAAGGCGUUCUGGACCAGCUGUCGGCGUUCAUCCAGAUCGAUCUGCAGGAGAACCCCUGGGACUGCACCUGCAACAUUGUGGCGUUGAAGAACUGGAUGGAGCUGUCCAGUACAAGCGUGGUGGUCAACGAAAUCACCUGUGAUUCGCCCUCGAAGCACGCUGGUCGGCUGCUUCGCUCGCUCCGCAACGAGGCUAUUUGCCCUGAGCCCAGCGAGCCCCCUCCGCCGCAGCUGCCCCCUCCUACAAAAGCCCCGACGGUAAUUAGCCCCAGCACCGAAGCCACCGCCUCUCCGUCCCCUUCCCCUUCCCCUUUGUUCAGCUCGGCGAGCCCAACGGAUUCCCACCUCCAGACACCAGAGUUGCACCCCGAGGUGCCCCUUUCUGUCCUGAUUCUGGGCCUCCUCGUGGUCUUCAUCUUGUCGGUCUGCUUCGGGGCAGGCCUUUUUGUUUUUGUCCUGAAGCGACGCAAAGGGGUGGAGCACGUCCCCACGGGCGCCAACAAUCUAGACCUUAACUCUUUCCAAGUGCAGUACGGCUCCUACACCCCGGAGCCAACGCACGACAAGAGCUCCGAGAGUCACGUUUAUAACUACAUCCCCCCGCCUGUUGGCUCCAUGUGCCAAAACCCCAUUUACAUGCAGAAGGACGGCGAGCAGGUGACUUACUAUCGAAACCUGAAGGAGCUCAGCUUCGGGCCGCUGGACGCAAAGAAGGACGACAUCUUGACCCGCAGCCCAGGGACCUACACCAUCAGCACGGUGGAUUUUAUGGAUAAAUCAUCAACAUGUGGUCUGAGCAGCCCAGAGCCUCCAGAGAUGCUCUACCAGAACAUCGGGGAGAGGCCAAACAAGGAGCUCCCGACGGCAGCAGGCGCCCCUCCCUUCACCUACAACUUUUGCACGCUGCCUAAAAGACCCUGCAUCGUGCCGCCCUAUGAGGCGGCAGCGGCCCGGCGCCACCUGACCAACCCGGACAGGUUGAACAAAGCCGUGCUGUACGGCACUCCGAGGAAAUACUUCGGGCAGGAGCACAUCUCCAAAAACAAUGAGCACCCUUCGCUGCUGCUCCCCGGGAAGCUAAAAACGGAACCGGACUACCUGGAGGUUCUGGAGAAACAGACCGCCAUGAGCCAACUGUAAGAUAGCAACGGCGUUCUCCUCCAGCACCCAUCAUAAUCACACGGUUACCAUCAUUAAUAGCCCUCUCUAUAUAUCUACCUUAUGUAUUAGUGUUCAAUCCCAACGUGAUGGACGGGAGGUGAACUCGCGCUCUUCGUUGUCUCUUUUCUCUUUUGCUUUUCUUCUCCUUUUUGUUUUCUUUUCAAAAUGUAUAAAAGGAAUAUAAGAAGUAUAUUAUUAUGCAGUUCUAUUUUUCCUUCUGAAAAAAUAUAAAUUAUUUCGUUUUAUUUCUUUAAAAAAAAGAGAGAAAUAUUCCAAAAGACUUGGAUAACGGCAGGUAUGGAAAGGACAGAACUGUGUACAAUUACAGCCUUUUGCUUUUGGUGAUUUGCUAGAGAGGGAGGUUGAGAGAGAGAGGGCAUAGCCAAGUCCUGAACGUUUGCAGGAGGGACGCUACUGAUUGACAUUCCUGUACAUAUGUAGCCUACGCAGACGAAUGGCGAGCGUUCAGACGACAAGGAAAAAGCUUUCUCGAAAACCCAACAAGCGGCAAAUCUUACUAUAAUCCAGAAAGUGCCUUUGCACUCAUCGAUUUUAUCAACAAUGCUCUCUGCAAAAUGAAAAUGUUCCUCUUUUGUUUUUUUUUGAAAGUGGUGUAUUUUAAUGAAUCAAACCUUUAUGUAUAAUAGCAGAUUUAUUUGUCCGUUUAAAACAAAAAUGAAAGAGAGAGGGAAAAAAAAGACUUCCAAAGGAACUGAGGCGGGGUGUGAGAGGAGAUCUGAUUGGUUCUUGAUGAAGGGAGAGGGUGUUAUUUUUGCUUUGGUUAUGAAGUGUCUUUGGAAAUGUACCACUGACAGAGAACAUUGUAUGCUGUAGAGGAGCAAUACAGUGCGGCAAGAUUGCGCCAUUAAAUUUUCACUGAAGCACUUUGUCAAGACCCCGA
Messenger RNA from Poecilia latipinna (sailfin molly), 4141 nucleotides. It is a transcript of the gene slitrk2, whose product is annotated as SLIT and NTRK-like family, member 2. Gene Ontology annotation, cellular component: glutamatergic synapse. The coding region runs from base 541 to 3219 and encodes 892 amino acids. Gene Ontology annotation, biological process: positive regulation of synapse assembly; axonogenesis. NCBI's taxonomy places the organism in Eukaryota, Metazoa, Chordata, Actinopteri, Cyprinodontiformes, Poeciliidae. The transcript has a single exon. Gene Ontology annotation, molecular function: protein binding. The record is from RefSeq and is a predicted model, not a curated record.